UUUCAGAAUGAAAGCAAUGUUACAUGACUGCACGCUGAACAGUUUGGGUGUCUUGAAUAGAUCAUUCCCUCGUAACACUAUAAAUACAGAUGUGUAAGAUGAGAGCCUCAGUUUAAAGUUUGAGAACUGAGCUUACAGGUCACAGGUAGAAAACCAUACUAGCAGCUCUCUUCACAGCAUUGGAGCCUACUGGUCUCAACAGAAGAUGGCCAACAGUGAGAUCUAUGAAAACUUUAAAUUUCACCAUGCGAUUGUAAUGAAGCAGUUGCAGGAGAAUGAAAGAAAACAGCCAGCAGCUACAUAUCAAGCAGAUGUCAGAGAUAACAUUUCUUUAGCAGCCACAGAAGACCAAGAGGUACUGAACACAAAUCAGACUGCACCACAGAGAAAUGAAGAUCACAUCAGGCAGAUAGUCCACCAGAAAGCCUUCAAAUCCAAAGGUUUCACAAUUUCCAUUGUGCUCCUUUAUGUCCUCUUGCUGUUCACCUCUCUGAUCUGGUUUGUGUUAACGUUGAAGGGAUACAUGAUGUACAGUGCCAUGACAGAGGAGCUUCAGCACUUGAGAAUGAUGCACUCCAUGUGGAAAGAGAACGUUUCUGAUGGAAUGAGAAUCCUGAAAGCUGCGCAGGAUAUCCUGAGGAUCCAAAACAAUAACAUCACAUCAGAAAUUACCCAGCUGAAAAAGCAAGGCAAUAACAUCACAUCAGGAAUUUCCCAGCUGAAAAAGCAAGAUACAUACAUCUCUACAAGCAUCAGAAAUCUAACUUUUGAAAUUUUCCAGCUCAAACAACAAGGUGCUAACAAUUCAGACAGUGGACUGCUCAGAAUACAAGGUGGACCUCUUAUAAGUGAUGGGGAUUAGAGCUGACAUUUCAGGUGAAGGACAAAGUGUCCGAUAUGCCCAACCAAGUGUAAAUAGGGGUAACGGGCACCCUAUUCCUAGAGCUUGUCACUCAUUCCUGCCAAAUACCAAGCUAAAAUUGUCCAUCUUCUGAACCUCCUAAUGAUAACUCUACGGGGGAUAAUGUUGGCAUGGCAUUAACAGCAUUAAUCACUGGAUAUCAGUACACACAUUGCUAUAUGAUCGUUUCUCUUAGUAUAUUGAAUAUGUUUAUAUUGAUAACAUUGUUAUUUGAAAUACUGUCCUUUAAAACUUGUUUUCAACAUUAAAUGUACCACCUUAAUUGUUAUCCACAGCAAUUAACUUACAUUAUUUUCCAUUUUAUUUUUAACUGUAUUUACCUUUAUCAUUGUUUUAAUUUCAAAAGAAUAUCAGACCAUCUUCAUAUUCAAAGUCA
Lepisosteus oculatus (spotted gar) is the source of this 1298-nucleotide messenger RNA. RefSeq lists its product as uncharacterized. NCBI's taxonomy places the organism in Eukaryota, Metazoa, Chordata, Actinopteri, Semionotiformes, Lepisosteidae. The record is from RefSeq and is a predicted model, not a curated record.